CUGCAAAGUCGAGCCAAUCAAGAUUAUAAAUCAACGAAUACAAAAGCUUCAGCAAUCGGAGAUCGACCUGACAUAAUGUUUACGGUUAAAAUUAGUGAGAAAGACCUAGAGUUACUUUACGUUGAAA
Molecule: messenger RNA, 127 nt
Organism: Racocetra fulgida
Lineage: Eukaryota; Fungi; Glomeromycota; Glomeromycetes; Diversisporales; Gigasporaceae
Source: the annotation of a GenBank genome assembly